AAGGCAGACUUUAUUGUGACUCACAGUGCCUGGUGUAUCCUGAACUUUGAGGAGUUAUGGGAGGGACACGUUGGGGGAAUGGGAAGGGCACCAUUCAGGCCAAUUAUGGGGAAACCCCUGGAGGAGGGUGAAUGCCGAAGGAGGAAUUGGGGGAGUCCAGGGGCUCCAAGUUACCACUGUGACAUUUUGAGAGAACCCGGGGCUUUUGCAGAUUCUACAAAAUGUGGGCCAAGUUCAUCCUGUCCAAGUGUGCAGCAGGGCCCUUGGCCCCCAUCACUAUCCUGGGGACAGAAGUUGGCUGCUGAGUGAGUGUUAGAGGCCGUGCGAGAGGUACAUCGUGGAAGCCAACCAGCACCCACAUCCUUGCCCACCCUGGACCCCUUUCCAGCCUUUUCCUGAGCCCCUGCUUCCUCAGUCCUCCCCUCUCUCCAGCACCUGCAGCCUGGCUGCCUUUCCCUCUCUGGCUGCGCUCUUUCUCCAGCUUCGGUCUGGCCGCACUUCUGCCUCCUGGAACUCUCUCCAUGGGUAGCCUCUUCUAGUCCACCCGUCUUCAGCCCCUCAUCUCAUUCGUCAGCACUCCACUCCCCUGCUGGGCUCCAGACAUGGACUUCUGUCCCUCAAGGCACAGCUGGACUCAUCCCUCUCCCCAAACCUGCCCUUCCUCCGGCUUCAUUUCGAUCAAUACCUCCAUCAUCAACCCUUCCGCGAGACACUCCUGGCCCCUCCUCUCCCUCAUGCCUCACAACCGACCAGCCGGAGGUCUAUGUCGAUGACAGCUCCUGAAUGAAUAAUGAAUGAAUGAACGCGAGCAGGCUAGGGGUGGGGCCAGGUGGGGUCGCGCCCAGACCGCUCGCGACCAUAGAGUCCGCCGGAGGCCGGAGGUAGAGGGGCUGGAUGCGUGGCGGGGAGCGCCGGGCUCUCCCGGAAGUCUCCCUGGACGGAAGUGGAAACGGAAACCUUUUUAGGGAGUCCAAGGUACAGUCGCCGCGUGCGCAGCUUGUUACUGGUUACUUGGCCUCAUGGCGGUCCGAGCGUCGUUCGAGAACAACUGUGAGAUCGGCUGCUUUGCCAAGCUCACCAACACCUACUGUCUGGUGGCGAUCGGAGGCUCAGAGAACUUCUACAGUGUGUUCGAGGGCGAGCUCUCCGAUACCAUCCCCGUGGUGCACGCGUCUAUCGCCGGCUGCCGCAUCAUCGGGCGCAUGUGUGUGGGGAACAGGCACGGUCUCCUGGUACCCAACAAUACCACCGACCAGGAGCUGCAACACAUUCGCAACAGCCUCCCAGACACAGUGCAGAUUAGGCGGGUGGAGGAGCGGCUCUCAGCCUUGGGCAAUGUCACCACCUGCAAUGACUACGUGGCCUUGGUCCACCCAGACUUGGACAGGGAGACAGAAGAAAUUCUGGCAGAUGUGCUCAAGGUGGAAGUCUUCAGACAGACAGUGGCCGACCAGGUGCUAGUAGGAAGUUACUGUGUCUUCAGCAAUCAGGGAGGACUGGUGCAUCCCAAGACUUCAAUUGAAGACCAGGAUGAGCUGUCCUCUCUUCUUCAAGUCCCCCUUGUGGCGGGGACUGUGAACCGAGGCAGUGAGGUGAUUGCUGCUGGGAUGGUGGUGAAUGACUGGUGUGCCUUCUGUGGCCUGGACACAACCAGCACAGAGCUGUCAGUGGUGGAGAGUGUCUUCAAGCUGAAUGAAGCCCAGCCUAGCACCAUUGCCACCAGCAUGCGGGAUUCCCUCAUUGACAGCCUCACCUGAGUCACCUUCCAAGUUGUUCCAUGGGCUCCUGGCUCUGGACUGUGGCCAACCUUCUCCACAUUCCGCCCAAUCUGUACCGGAUGCUGGCAGGGAGGUGGCAGAGAGCUCACUGGGACUGAGGGGCUGGGCACCCAACCCUUUUCCACCUGUGCUUAUCGCCUGGAUCUAUCAUUACUGCAAAAACCUGCUCUGUUGUGCUCACUGGCAGGCCCUGUGGCUGCUGGCUGAGGGUUCUGCUGUCCUGUGCCACCCCAUUAAAGUGCAGUUCCCUCCGGGCCA
Molecule: messenger RNA, 2036 nt
Organism: Pan troglodytes (chimpanzee)
Lineage: Eukaryota; Metazoa; Chordata; Mammalia; Primates; Hominidae
Gene: EIF6
Product: eukaryotic translation initiation factor 6
Exons: 7
Coding region: 1020-1757 (245 amino acids)
Biological process (GO): cytosolic ribosome assembly
Molecular function (GO): ribosome binding
Source: RefSeq, a predicted model, not a curated record